Mauremys reevesii (Reeves's turtle) is the source of this 753-nucleotide messenger RNA. Its product is annotated as prolactin-releasing peptide-like. NCBI's taxonomy places the organism in Eukaryota, Metazoa, Chordata, Testudines, Geoemydidae. The coding region runs from base 182 to 445 and encodes 87 amino acids. The record is from RefSeq and is a predicted model, not a curated record. Gene Ontology annotation, molecular function: neuropeptide hormone activity; prolactin-releasing peptide receptor binding. Gene Ontology annotation, biological process: G protein-coupled receptor signaling pathway; feeding behavior; response to peptide hormone. The transcript has 3 exons.
AGGUGAGGCUCCUGUUGUACUCCGGCCUGGCUUAGCCCAGACUCCAGAACCCAGGCAAGCCGCCCUGUUACAUGCCCACAGAGGAGACGCUCAGGUGUGCACCUGUGUGUGGUUUCACAGGCUGGACUCACACCUUGCUAAAUUCCGGCACCAGCCACAAGCCUUGGGGGAGCUGAAGGGAAUGAAACUGCUGGCUGCCUGCUUCAUGUACCUGCUGCUCAUCUGUCUGGCCCUGCCCAAAGCCGAAUGCCGACUCCACGAGCGAUCCAUGGAAAUCAGGAACCCUGAUAUCGACCCUUCCUGGUACACAGGGCGUGGGAUCAGCCCCGUGGGACGGUUUGGCCAGAGGAGAGCUGUCAUGGAGAGCUCCCGGAAGUCGGGCUAUGGACACAGGCAAGCUUGCUUCCCUCUAGAAGAAAGCAGUGAAUCCCUUCAAGAUGAAUGAAAUGGCCAAGACAAAGAAUGAAUUUGAAUGAUGAUAAGAAAAGACCCUUCUCCUCUCACCCUUCCACAUCCCAGCCUCUCUUCCUGGCACAUGAAAAUGUUUGGUCUCAUUUCAAUGUACAGUAUCUUUGUGCUAUAAAUGAUAGAAAUCAAAGAGCAGUUGAUAACUCCACUAUUUUUGCAGACAAUUUCCCUCUUGUCUGUUUUUCCUUUUUCUCUCCCCUGUUCCCCAUUUGUCCCCAUCUCUGGCUUUUGCUCUUAAAUCUAACAUGAUUUGUGCCAGAAAAUUGCUGGGGGAAAGAAAUACAA